AACCUUAGCGAAUGAAAGGCCAAGAAUGCAACGUCUGCCACGCCCACUGUAGCGCAGCGUGGAAUCUUGCUUCGCGUUGAUGCAGACAACUAGUUCCACAAGGCGAACCCGCUCCGAGUAACCGCAGCCUCGAGCCCAGAUGCGACUCUGUCUCCUCUGGGGCGCGUUGGGCGGGAGGCUAUGAUAAAGACUGAACUUGGUAACUUGCACACAGUAUAACAUAAACGCAAUUGAAUGCAAGUUAUAGCAGGGUUGGAUCGUUGUAAUUCUCGACAUUGAACCCUGAUUUUAACCUCACCAGCAGCCGAUACAGACAGACAAAAAGGACCGCUUCUUGUUCCUCCCGAAUCGCCUUUGAAUGUGAGCUGUCCGCGGUACCUGGACGGGAAAGAUGCAGCAAAGAAGAUGCAGCUUUUUUAUGGUUUUAUCCUUUUUACUACAGAUGGGAAACGCAGAUGUUUUUUCUGGUGACCAUGACCGCUACACGACCAGGACCGGUGAGGGGAGGAGGUGGUCGGACAGCCCAGUCCUGGUGUACCGUCACGUGGACCAAGAUGGCCAGGAGAGGACCCUGAGUCUGGAGACACCCGGGUGGCAGCGUGGUGGGGACAGAGACAGUCUCCAUGCCUUGGUUAACACCCUCAGUGCCCAGCACCAGGCCAGACUGGACAGCUUCAGCAGGGACAUGGCCAGGGUGGACAGCCUCCUCACCCAGUCCUCCCAGACCCAUGCCAGGCUGGCUAAGCUGAUGCCCGCUGCCCUGCUGGAGUCCCAGUCCCGCCAGGCGCCCCGUGGGCAUGGAGCCGUCAGCCUGUUGGCACAGCCGGAGCAGGAGGUACGGGUGGAGAACGCUCCGGUCUCAGCGCGCUGUAUGGUCACCGUGAAGCUGCAGGUUGAUGUGAGGAGGUUAACCAUGUCUCUUCUAAAGCGGUUCAGAGAGGGGGUAGCUGCUGCUCUGGACAUCUCCCCCAGACACGUACACAUCAACAGACUCAAUGAGAGGAAGAAUGGCAUUGAGCUGUAUGUGUCAUCUGAUAGGCCAGGGGCCACGGAGCCCCUCCCAGCAGAGGAAGUUAUCCAAUCACUGAACAUCAACACCCUGCAUCGUAGCCUGGGUCACUUCGGCAUCACAGAGGUCUCCUCGGAGAAGAAUGUGCUACAGGAUCAACAUGAGAGGGACAAUAUUUGGACUAAAGAGGGAUUCUUUGCUGCGGUCAUCUUCCUCACCAUCUUCAUCAUCAUCAUCACCUGUUUGAUGGUCCUCUACCGUCGAAAGGAGAAGGUUGAAUAUUCUGACAGGCAGACCAAAGAGCAGUCCGUGUUCCCCAGCCGCGACCUUCACCUGACCCCUGUCACCGUCCCACCCCCGGUCCCGCUGCACGCCGUCGGAGCCCAGACCCAGCCCCAGGUCCCCUUCUCUAGCAGCAUGGUCCAAGCAGAGCCAGCACCGCCUUCUACACCCACAUCCAUACCUCCACCCAGAGCCUGCCGUCCUCCACCCACCACCCCUGUCCCCAUCCCUGUCUCCAGCUCCAGCUGUGGUCCUCCGCAGCUCCCCCCUGCCCACCAGAAACCCUGCCUGUCAGCCAGCCCCUCUCCCUUCAGGAUGAAGCCUGCCGCGUGUCUCCAGGAGAGGAGAGGCUCCAACGUCUCCCUGGUGCUGGACAUGUCCUCCCUGGCCUCGGUGGAGCCCCUGAACUGUGGGGUGGUGACCCCCAGAGAGAGGGCCACUCAGGACUACCUGCAGUCAGCCAGCCGGACCCUGUCCAGACAGCAGCUACGAGACGUGGUGCUCAACACACAGACGCUGCACGCAGAGUUCGCUGAAAUCCCAAUGAACUUUGUGGAUCCAAAGGUGAUGGACAUUUCCAGUCAUGGAACCAAAAACAGAUACAAGACAAUACUGCCAAAUCCACAUUCCAGAGUGAUCCUGAGGACCAAGAGCUCCUUCGACCCUCUCAGCAGCUACAUCAACGCCAACUACAUUAGGGGUUACCUAGGCGAUGAGAAGGCCUACAUCGCCACCCAGGGUCCCAUGAUCAACACAGUGAAUGAUUUCUGGCAGAUGGCCUGGCAGGAAGACUGUCCUGUCAUCAUCAUGAUCACCAAGCUCAGGGAAAAGAAUGAGAAAUGUGUUCUGUACUGGCCAGAGAGGCGUGGUAUCUAUGGCAAGGUUGAGGUGCUCAUUAACAACGUGACAGAGUGUGACAACUACACCUGUCGGACCCUCAACCUGAAGCAAGGGGCCCAGAGUCGUGUGGUGAAGCACUACUGGUACACAUCGUGGCCGGACCAUAAGACCCCAGACAGCGCCCAGCCCCUGCUCCAGCUGAUGAGAGACGUGGAGGAGGACAGGACGGGCUCCCCAUCGCAGGGACCCGUCAUCGUACACUGCAGCGCAGGGAUUGGCCGAACGGGCUGCUUCAUCGCCACGACAAUAGGCUGUCGUCAGUUGGAGAUGGAGGGAGUGGUGGAUGUGCUGGGGAUUGUGUGUCAGCUCAGAGCGGACAGAGGAGGUCUGAUCCAGACAGGGGAGCAGUACGAGUUUGUCCACCACGCCUUGAGCCUCUUCGAGACCCGCCUCUCCGCCGACACCGGCCAAUGAACAGAGGCCAGGAAUUUUUCGUUAAAACGUGCCAGGUUUUUCCAGGAAGUGGAAUUUAAUUCCCCCUAGCGGGAAGGACCUAUCUUACCUGGUGACUGUGAGGUCAUGUGACUAAUGAGGAAGUGGAUGUUCGGGUGACGAUUGGAUGGUAGAUGUCCUUGUGGGCUUUGUCUUUGUGGACAUGUAUGGACAGCCUGGACUGCUAUUGGCUGAUUGAUUGAGUCUCCUUACAGAGAGAGAGAUGGAGGUAUGGACAGGUGAUUAUGUCUCUGAAUGUAAUGUAUCCUUUCUUCUCUUCCUCUCUUUCCUCCUCCUCCUCUUCUUCUACUACUUCCUGUCAUUCGUGAGCAGCUCUGCUUCUGAAAACGUUGUUGUGAGCAACCUGCCUCUGUCCAAUCAAACUCUCUGAUACUGCAGCUCUGUCCAAUCAGAUUGCCUGAUAUUGAUUCUGUAGUAUACCUACACUCUGACCUCUUACUACUAUGUGCUACAGUAGAUGGGUAGGUAGUCUGUGGUCCUUGAAUCGUCCAUGGUGUUUCUAUUAAAAAGCUAAAGGUACGUUGUCGAAACGAA
Molecule: messenger RNA, 3178 nt
Organism: Oncorhynchus kisutch (coho salmon)
Lineage: Eukaryota; Metazoa; Chordata; Actinopteri; Salmoniformes; Salmonidae
Product: receptor-type tyrosine-protein phosphatase R
Biological process (GO): protein dephosphorylation; signal transduction
Cellular component (GO): cell junction; cytosol; plasma membrane
Molecular function (GO): protein kinase binding; protein tyrosine phosphatase activity
Source: RefSeq, a predicted model, not a curated record